CGCAGUCAGCGAGCCCACACUACACGCUACACGUCCUCAUUAUUCAUUCAGUCGCAGUCGCAGUCUUGCUCACAGUCGGGUUGGUUGGGGAAGUGUUACAUCUACCAUCUGCUACUCCACAUUGAUAGUCGUGCAGCCAGCUGAGCUGAGUGGCAUGGUUACGUUUUGUUUAUCCUAACCUAAAUUUUAGGACAUUUUAGUAUUUAUUUACAAUUAUGCUAAGGUGAUAUUAGCUGAUUUUAGUGUUUUGUGUGAGAAUUGUGCAAUCAAUUGUUUGAAUUUGUAUCAUAUUAAAAGAUAGAAUGCUUCCAUCAACUCGACUAGUAAACAAAUCUCCUAACUACUUCCAAUGCGAUUUACAACAAAAUGAUCCUGCCAUUGAGAACUUAAAAAGUGGAUUGGUAAAGGGAACCAGUGAGGCUGACGUUGAACGUUGUAUCGCUCUGCUACAGCAUGUGGGAAACUGUAGGGAUUUGACGGCUUGUCAGGAAGGAGGGGCUUGUGUGAGGACUAAGCGAGUGAUAUUCCACUACUGGGUCUGUCGUGUGACUCAUGAGGGCCGGCACUGUUCUAUCUGUCAGCAGCUGUUGACUCUGUGUAAAUUGCAUGCACAACGUUGUCAGGACAGUAAGCUGGGCUGUGAUGUGCUGCAUUGUCCUAACAGGAAGAAGUCCUUGCUUUCUUCAAACAAUCCAUCUCGUGAUGAGUGCAAAGAGUUGUUCGCGAAACUGAUGAAAGCACUGCGUUCGCCUUCUUCCGAAGAGGAGAAAAUGAGGCAUGUCAAAGGCCUUUGUAUGAAACAUCCGCAGGUUACAGAGGGAAUGCUCAGAGUGCUGCAGAAGAUGAGGCAAGUGAGACUUGGACGAAGUCAAGUUGGCCGAAAUCCGAAACAUCUGACUAGACCGACUCCAGUGCGUCAAGUAAUUAGACCAACUUUGUUCAUGCCCGAUGCUGUAAAGCAGCUUACCAGAUCGAUCAGAGAAAUGAACUCCUCUGACUCUCUUGUUUCUUGGAAGGCCAAGAUUUUGUUCACUCCCAAGUAUUAAAUGUUCAGGAAAUUAAGUUAAACCAGUGCACCAAGUGUCAUGGUAUAAUUUGUAUGUAUUGGAAACAUUAAGUAUUACAAUGAAAUAAAACUAUAACUUGAUAACUUUUGCUCACACAUUUUCUUAAGAAACCAACUUAAGCAUUUGUACUAUCAGUUUUGUAGCACUUGGAAGAAGACAAGUUAAUCAAAAAAAGUAGUUUACAUUAAUAUUUACUAGAAAGUUCACUUUUAUGUUCUAGGAUUUUGUAUUGUGUUCAAAUCAAAUGUUAUUAAGUUGGAUGAUCUAUACAGUGGAUCUUAAACUUUCAGAUGUUAUAUGGGGCAAACAUAUGUGAAGGGUCAUUUAUUUCACCAGUUAUACAUUUAUAAAGUGUAUACAUUUAAAAUAGAUAUGCAUAUUUACACUGUGUGGUGGGUUCUUUUUAAUAAACUUUGGACUAAUUUCAAAACCCAGAUUUUGUAGUGAAUUAUUUGAAAUAUUCCAUUACGAAAUAUCCAAGGUAUAAAUAGACCAAUCUACCAAAGAACUUUGAAACAUAAGACUAAGGAAACAACAAAUAAGUGGCAUAUGAAAUCCACAAAUACUAUCUUCAACAUAUUUACACUUAACCUAAAAAGUAUAUUAUCAACUUGAGACUGCAAUAUAGAAGUACUUUCUCCAAGUACGUACUUAGAAACAAAUAUGAAUGAAGUGUGAGUGUCUGAAAUGUAUCUUGUUAUCAACUUAGAUUGACUGUUAUUCUGCAAAAGUACAUGAUUAAUAAUCCAAUAUCCUAUGGUGACCAAGAGAGUCAUAUAUAUUUAUGUGGAUUCUGAACAUUAGGGAUUCUAGACUUGGUUGUAUUGAAUAGACUGCUGAAAAUCUAAUUUGUAAUGUAACUUUCUAUAUUUUCACUAUCCUAGGAUGUCUUUACACCUCUCUCCUUCCCUAAACCUUCCAUGACAAAUAACACUCUAAAUAGGCUAAACUUAAAUCAACUGAAUUUAAGACUAAUUUGCUUGAACCAGAUUAUCAGAGUUUUUGAAAUAAUUUGAAGGAACAAAAUUAUUACUGUUGUAUUUGUGUUCAAAAUGAUAUUUCUUGGAUUUGGGAUGUAAUUUGUACAUUGUUUCUUGAUUCUUGUACCUUAUUUAUGAUUUUGCCUGUUGAAUUAUUUUUCAGUGUACUGGGAAGAGAUCAGAUCAGUGUUUCUGUUUUUUCUAAGACUACCAGUUGACUGUUUCUUGUAACACAUUUCCGUCAUCCUGUGAAUUUAAUUUAUUGUGAUAUUUAAAGUUAUUGUUGUCUUGGUGUAGUUCCUCAAGACAAAACUAAUUGCGAUAAGGAUCUGUAAUUUUGAUAAGCAUAUUACUUUUACCAAAGAUCUACAAGUUUUUAGUGUAUGCUAAGAGUCAAAACAUAAGAAUGGCUGUACCCAAAGAGUAAAGUACUCAUGUUUUGUGUUUGUACUAUUAUGAUCUCUCAUGUAUUUAUUACUUAAAUACUACUGACUAUUUUUAUUGAUACAAUAUAGGUUGAAUAAACUGUGAUACAAUUUUGUAGUGGAUGACUCUUAAUGUUUAAUGAAUGAAAAUAAAUUUCUAGUUAUUAAACAUGAAAGUUACA
Homalodisca vitripennis (glassy-winged sharpshooter) is the source of this 2654-nucleotide messenger RNA. Its product is annotated as histone acetyltransferase HAC4-like. Gene Ontology annotation, molecular function: transcription coactivator activity; chromatin DNA binding; histone acetyltransferase activity. The transcript is spliced from 4 exons. The record is from RefSeq and is a predicted model, not a curated record. Gene Ontology annotation, biological process: positive regulation of transcription by RNA polymerase II. NCBI's taxonomy places the organism in Eukaryota, Metazoa, Arthropoda, Insecta, Hemiptera, Cicadellidae. The coding region runs from base 303 to 1046 and encodes 247 amino acids. Gene Ontology annotation, cellular component: histone acetyltransferase complex; transcription regulator complex.